Podarcis lilfordi (Lilford's wall lizard) is the source of this 1266-nucleotide messenger RNA. Lineage: Eukaryota; Metazoa; Chordata; Lepidosauria; Squamata; Lacertidae. The record is from the annotation of a GenBank genome assembly.
UAUGUGGUGUUUGAGAGUGAAUUUAAACAUAGCGCUUCAGCCCUGUCUGAUCCUCAACAUACUGCCAAUGAACUUUAUGGUGCUGGUCAGUUUGCUGAUAUAACUGCCCAAGCAACACUGACACCUGUACAUUUUGUUCGCACCGCGACUCUGUGUACAACGCGCCUUUCGGAAAGUCCCUGUUUCUGGGCAACCGCUGAGCUCCUUUGUGAAUAUUAAGCAACAGCAUUCGGAGCCAUACCAUCAGUUUAUAGAUAGAUUGAAAGAAUCAGUCACUAGGCAGAUUGAUAACACCACUGCUCAAAAUGAAUUGAUGAAAAAAUUGGCCUUUGAAAACGCAAACACUGAUUGCAAGAAAGCUUUGCAGUCAAUCAUACAUCGCCCUAAAUAUGAACUGGCCGAUAUGAUUCCAGCUUGUGCGGAUGUCGGUAGCCAGAGCCAUGCGAUGUCCUUGCUUGCCGGCGCAAUCCAAGCAACCACUAAGCCUACUGGUAACUGCUUUAAUUGCAAGCGCCCAGGCCAUUUUGCCAAGCAAUGCAGAGCCCCUGGCGGGGGGGGCACACAAGGACGGUGCUGCCUCUAAGGCUAAACCUUCUGAAUUUGCCAUUGAUUUGAUCAAUCAAGAGACCAAAGACUCUGUUUUACCUGGUGAAAUUGUGCUUAUGCCCACUCAAUUGGCAGGUCCCCUGCCUCCUAAAGUCGCAGGUUUAAUUUUACCCAAAUUUUCUGCGGCAAAGGAAGGCAUCCAGGUUAUUCCUGGAGUUCUGGAUCCUGACUAUGUAGGCACAAUAAUGGUUCAACUCUGGAGCCAUAUGCCCAUGCAAUUAAAAAGGGUGAGUCUUGGGCGCAUUUGGUGGUGCUCCUUCUCAUCCUACUGCUUCUAUUAUGGAUACUAAUUUGCACGAGCUCUCUUCUUUCCCUCCACAGCUGUUAGCUGUAGUCCAGAGGAUUGGUGAGAAGAAACUUCUUCGUAAGUAUAAAAUCAAUGGUAUUGUGCUGGAAGGCUUGAUUGACACAGGCGCAGACGUUUCUGUAAUUUCUAGUAGUUGCUGGGACCCCACGUGGCCCCUUGAGUCUGCCUCUGCUGUCUGGGGUGUGGGUGGCCCCCAAACCUCUUCCAAAAGCGUACAGUGGCUGCCUGUUUCUCUGCCUGAUAGCUCUGAAACCAUUGCUUACAUCCAGCCCUGUGUGCUGAAAAUCCACCUCAAUCUGUGGGGAAGAGACUUGCUACAACAAUUACAAGCUACCAUUCAAUUUAAUGAGUAA